UCUCUCUGUGAGCAUCACUGCGUGAGUUGAUAAAAAGCCAUCUCCUGCUAAACGUCUCAUUUGCUUCCUCAGCUGAAGGUUCAAACAUGCUGCUUUCUGUCCACUGGAUUGGGCUGGCGGCUGCACUUUCGUGUCUCCUAACGGGUGAAGUGUGGUGCGAUUGUACAGAGGACAAUGUGCAAAUAGAGGGGGGUCAUUACAAUCUGACCAAGGGACUGAAGACAGGCAGCCUGCUGACCUACCACUGUCCUGAGGGUUACUAUCCAUACCCUGCACAGAAGCGUGUGUGCCAGCUCAAUGACAUGUGGAGCCAAGACAGCACAAGUUCGAAACCUCAGAAAUGCAGGGUGGUUGAAUGCCCGGACCCCAAAGUCCUGAUGCAUGGAAUCGUCUCCCCUCCUCAGGAGAGAUACUUUGUCGACAAUGAGACUACAUAUCAGUGUUACUCUGGCUACACAAUGAGAGGCUCAUCCAGGAGAGUCUGCUUUCCAAAUGGCAAGUGGAGUGGAUCCACUCCCAUCUGCAGCCGAGACUCAGGAAACGAUUGUGCUGAUCCCGGCAUCCCGGCUGGCGCCUUCAGAAGGGGGAAUUCAUUCCGAAUAGACGACAAAGUGAAAUACAGCUGCAAGAACGGCCUGUUUCUGGUGGGCUCCAGCGAGAGAACGUGCCUGGAGAACGGCCAGUGGACUGGCACAGAGCCAGCAUGCUACUACAAAUACACGUAUGAUACUCCGCUGGAGGUUUCAGAGGCCUUUGGCGGUGCACUCAAAGCCAGCCUCACCACUUUGGAGCCUAUUGAUGACACACAAGAGGGAAGAAAAAUCAAAAUUUCAAAAACCGACACGCUCAACGUCUACAUUGCGGUGGACAUUUCGGAGAGUAUUGAAGAGAAAUAUUUCAUUGAUGCCAGAGAUGCUGUAGUACAACUCAUCACCAAGAUUUCAUCUUUCUCUGUCACUCCAAAUUAUGAGAUCCUGUUUUUCUCUUCUGAUGUAUAUGAAGUUGUCAACAUUGUCGAUUUUUUGGACGGCAAGACCCAACUGAGCACAGUGAAGGCCGAUCUGGAAAAAUUUAAAAUAGACAACAGAGACACUGCCGGAACUGACCUCAACCUCGUUUUUAUGACCAUCUUGGAGCGCAUGGCAUUUAUAAAGCAACGGACAGGGGAAGAGGGCUUUAAGGAGCACCGUCACGCAAUCAUUCUUUUUACAGACGGUGCUUACAACAUGGGUGGUACACCUGAGCCUACAGUGCAAAAAAUAAAGAACAUGGUCUACAUGGACCAGACUAGCAGGAGCGAAAAACCAUUAAGAGAAGAGUACCUGGACAUUUAUAUUUUUGCCAUUGGCGCCCUGAUCUUCGACGACGACUUAAUUCCUCUUGUAGCCGGGACAGGUGGCGACCAUUACUUCAGGAUGAGCGAUAUUCGCAGUUUGCAGAAGACAUUUGAUGAGAUUAUUGAUGAAGAAGAAGUGAAAGGUUUAUGUGGUCUUCACAAGGAAUACGACACCACAAAAAGAAGGGAAAAUUAUCCAUGGGUGGUAUUUAUUGUCAUUCAGAACGAGGGCAGAGUCAUGAAAUGUCUGGGCUCUCUGGUGACGCCCAUGUUCGUCCUGACCGCCGCUCACUGCUUCACGUUUGGGGAUUUACCUCAGCACGUCACAGUUGACAUUGACGAUAUGAACGGCAGAAGAACCAAAAAGGUGAAGAACUUCUUUUUGCACCCAAAAUUCAAUGUCAAGGCUAAAGUAAACGAGGGUGUGGAAGAGUUCUAUGACUACGAUGUGGCUCUCAUUCAACUGGUGGACUAUGUGAAAAUCUCCACAUUGGCCAGACCUAUUUGCAUACCUUGCACCCAGGAGACCAGUAAUGCCCUAAAACUGGUUGGUGAAUCCACCUGCAAGGAACAAGUGGCAACCUGUGACCUGAAACCCCUCAAUUUGAAAAUUCAUUAGACUUCAUAGGUUAAUUUUUCAACUUUAAUGAUCUGGAGUGUAGGCUCCAGCAUAUCUACGACCCCAGUGACGACAAGCGGCAUAGAAGAGGAUGGACGGAUGGAUCUGGAGUGCAUGAGAAAGUGUAGAGGAAAAUGUAGCUCUCCUUGACCACAUGGUCAUUUCUUAAUUUACAUAGUUAUCCCUUGUUUAUCAUGUUUAAUUGGUUCCAGACCCCAAGUGAAGUUCCGCAAAGUAGGCAUGCUUAUUUAUGAAUGGAAUAUUUUCAUAGUUAGAGCAUAGAAAACCUGCUUAUGGUCUUCUAAAUAUGGCUUUUAACAUUAUUAGAGCCAUCCAGACAUGCAAUAACACCCCUAUAGUCACCUUUACAGUAGUAGUAGUAGAUAAAAUACCAGAAAAUAAGCCAUUUUCGACAGUAGACCGUAGAUACGACUGAUACUCGUGUGUGUUGCUGUAAAUGUGUCCCAGUGGCACGGACAGUAAGUGACGUCGGGGGUUCAGAGUUGAGUUUUAGCUUGGCGCGGGUUACAGACGCAGCAGUAGCCCGUGUUUUUAUGAGGGUUUAUUGUGCCCGUUGUAAAAUCAUUCAAACCUGGAUUUAACCUUGUAUUUUUUGCCUAAAUUAAGCAUUUUCAAGCAUAAAAAUAGCUAAAUGAACUAAGUCACACGUUUUUUUGUCUCAUUUUUUCUGACUAUAUCUACUAUAUUGGGUAAUAGGAAUGUAGAGGUGACUCUAUGGGUGUUAUUUCAUGUCUAGACAGCUCUAAUAAUGUUAAAAACUGUAUUUAUCAGAUUGUAAACAGGUUCUCUAUGCCACUGCUACGAAACCAUUCCAUUUGUAAAGAAGGAAUCCUACUUCGCGGAAAUUCAUUUAUCACAGUCGGGUGUGGAACCAAUGAACCGCGAUAAACACAGGACUACUGUAUUGCAGUGGUUCCCAAACUUUUCACAGCCACGUAGUUUGACUUGAAGCCACGUAUCCCCUACUCCUGCACACUUAAAAAACAUAAACCUUUUUAAAAUCUUCAUUAACUUGAAAUAUUGAACAUGAUUAAUUAAUUGUACAGUAAGUACGUAAUUCUGGUUCAAAAAUGUUCAUUUUGCCUGGUUAAAUUGAGAAUUUUUUUUCCACGAGCACUGAUAAAUUGCUAAGUAUUCAUCCUACAUAUCUUUUAUUUCAGCCGGAUGUUGGGAUCCUUCCGUUUGAAUGGGUUGAACUUUCAGGCUUUACUUUUGUCCACUUGCAAUCGCUAUGGUUUGAAUCUACGAUACCAAAUUGAAAGGGACAGUUAACAAACAUGAUAAAGAAGUAUCCAUUACCAAAAUUAAACACUCUUAAUGCACAACAUAAUCGUCAAACGUACUUACUUGUUCAUAUAACUCACACAGAACAAUGAAGAACUUCAUGCUGUCUCCUUCCCUCUCCUUGCUCUGACUGUGCGCUCUGCUCUGUGAGGCAUUCAGGCGCACUCGUAAUUGCUAGUGUUCGGCGCUAAUUGUUUUUCAUUUUUAUUCACGUACCCGCUAUGACAAUUGGCGUACCCCGCUUACGAUGUAUGGCAUGACAAUGACCACAGAAACGUAUU
Molecule: messenger RNA, 3541 nt
Organism: Dunckerocampus dactyliophorus (ringed pipefish)
Lineage: Eukaryota; Metazoa; Chordata; Actinopteri; Syngnathiformes; Syngnathidae
Product: complement factor B-like
Exons: 15
Coding region: 87-1955 (622 amino acids)
Biological process (GO): complement activation; proteolysis
Cellular component (GO): extracellular region
Molecular function (GO): serine-type endopeptidase activity
Source: RefSeq, a predicted model, not a curated record